AUGGAAGCUAAUACAUCUAACACUACUAGAAUGGGUCCUAGCAAUGUAACAUAGUAAAUCACAUCAAAACCAGAGUCUCCUUCAUCAUAAUCAUUAUUUGAUGAAGAGAAUGAAGUUAUAAAUAGAAAUAUGAUUAAGGACAAAAUGCAAGAAGUUUUUGGUUAAAGUCGUAAAGUAAAAUUAUGAAUUUUUUAAAUUAGUCUGAUUAUUUAAAGCAUGCAAUAUUUUUAACAAAUAGAUCCUUGAGAAUGACUGAAAGAUCUAAAUCAUCAUAAUUUGUAAUAAAUUUUAGGAAACAAUACUUUAUACAUCGAUUCAUAAACAAUCUAUUUACAAAUCUUUAUUUCAUGAAAUAGGAUUAAAAGCUAAGAAUAAAUUAAGCUUUAGAUGAAAAACCAGCUUAAUAAUUUGCUAAAAAUAGCUGUAAAUAAAUAACAUAAUAUAUUUUACAGCUGAAGAUAGUAAAGAAAAUAAAUGGAUAUUUCUACCAUCAACACAUUUCAUUAUGUUUUGGGAUAUUUUGGGACUUUUAUUUCAUCUUAUAAUGCUUUGGAUCAGUCCAUUUUUAUGUUCUUUUCAAGAUUAUAAUAAUAGUAUAAUGUAAUAUUUAUAGUCAAUAAUAUUAAUUUAUUUGAUUUGUGACUUUUUAGUAAUAUUUAAUAGAGCUAUAAUUAUAGAAGCAGUAAUAGUAUAUAAAAGAAAGGAUUUUAUUAAAAAUUAUUUAUAAUCUAAUGCUAUUUUUGAUUUUUUUAAUUUGGGUAUAUGGAUAGGAUUAAAAUACUAAUUUUAUUAAUUUUAUUACUUACAAGAGUUUCUAAAUAUAUUUUAAGUGUUUUUGAUAUAUAAAAAAAUUUAAAGAUAUAUAACAGAGUAUUUCUAAUAAAUAUAUUGUCGAGGAAAUCAAAGUUUUACAAUAGAUUUAAUAUCUUUAAUAAUUUAAAUUUAUUAUUUUGCUCAUAUUAUAGCAUGUAUUUGGCAUUAUGUUGGAUAAUAAACUGAAAAUUUAGGAAAUUCAUGGUUAAUAGAUAAUCAUUUAGAAGAUAAAUCUAUUUGGAGUAAAUAUAAUGCUGCUUUUUAUUGGGCAACAAUGACUAUGACUACAGUUGGAUAUGGUGAUGUAGUUGCUAGAAAUGAAAUUGAAAUGAUUGUUUCAUCUAUUGUUAUGUUUCUUUCUAGUUGUGCAUUUGCUUAUACAAUGAGUUCUAUAGGGAUUAUUUUAAAGAAUAUUUAUGAUACAUAAUUAACUUAUAAGUAAUUAUUUUUUAAUUGAUUAUUUAUAGAAAGAAUUUAAUUUAAAUUACACAAUUUAUGUUAAAAAAUAAUGUAGAUGAAUAAAUACAAGGAAGAAUCAGAAAUUAUUUAAAUUCUUAACUUUAUUAAGAGAAAAAAGAGAAUAUGGAUGAUGUAAACAAUAUAUUGAAUUCACUUCCAUUUAAUUUACAAUAAGAUUUAAAUGCUGAUAUCUAAGCUAGAGUAAUUAAAUAAAUUAAAUUAAUUAUAAAUCAUUUUUCUAAAUCAACUUAAAUCUAAGUUGCUAAGAAUCUAUAAUUAAUUUCAUUACUUGCUGGAGAUGUAGUAUAUAAAUAAGGUGAUCUUUAGGAGGAUAAUCUGUAACAAACAUCAUUUUUAUUUAAGAUAUUUUAUACAUAAGGGUGAAGUUAAAUAAACAGAGAUCCAAACCAAAACAACACUUAAAACAUUAUAAAAAAAUUAAUAUCUUGGAAUAUAUUCUUUUUUUACAGGUUUUUGUCCCAAAGAGACUGCCAUUUGUAAUAGUCCAACUUAAUUAUAUAAAAUAAAUAGAAAAAAAUUCUUAGAAAUUAUACGAAGCAACCAAAAGGAUCAUGAUAUUUUUCAUCAUAUCAAAGACAAAAUUAUAUUUACAAAUAACUUAGUGUUAUUUGAUCAUAAAUGUAAUUUUUGUAAUAGAUCUUUUCAUUUAGAAAUUGAUUGUCCAUUAAUCUAAUAUAAACCAGAUUUAGAAUUAAUUUUGAAAAAAGAAAACUUUGCUGAAAAACAUAAUUAUAGAAUUAAGAAGAAAAGAAAAGAUAAUAGAAAUAAUACUUUUGGAUAUUUAAAUAAAUUAAUUUAAACUCUUAAUUAAUUUUAAGAAGAUUAAUAGAUAUAACUUUUAGGUAUGAAUGAAAACAAUUAAAAUGAAAUCCCAUAAUAAAGAACUUGUUUAUCAGAAGUUGUUUAUCAAAAUUCAGCAUAAAUGAUAACUUAAAAUAUUUAAAAUCUUAGUGGUAUUAGUGAUGAAGAAUAACAUUCUGAUUAUUAACAUACUCCAUAAUAAUAAUCAAAAUAAAUUACUUAAUAAUAAUUUGUCAAAACUCAACAUAGUAUUCUUUUAUAUUUAUUCUUUUUAAGGGUCUUCAAUAUCAAAAUUAAAAAUUGGGAAAAUUGAAUAUAAGACAUCCAAAAGUAAUUUUGCUCCUAUUACAGAUCAUUUAAAUAGAUCAUUUAGUAUUCUUGAUGAAGUCAAACAUAUUUUUAAUUAUUAAAAUGCUUUUAAUUUAGACAAAGUUAACUUUAUGAGUAUUUCAUAUAUGCCUCAAUACUCUUUAGAGUCUCAAGUUAAACAAAUGGCUAAAACUAUGAAAAGAAAAAACUAAAGACUUUAAAGAAUAUAUGAUAGAUUUGAAAAAUACACUUUCUAUCAUAGAGUAAAACAAUUAUCGCUUAAAUUAAGAGUGUAUUACAAAAGAAGUAAUAAAUUCACUUUAUAAUGAAUUGAAUAAUUUUAUAAUAAUAUAAAUAUAAAAUGUAAGGUUAACCAAUCCCAUUCAUUGACUUAAAGGAAAUUUAAACUUAAGAAGGAAUGGAAACUAUUUUUGAAAUUCAUCCUUAGGCAAUUAAGAUGUUAUAAUCAAUUGCUGAUAGAAAAGUAUUAGUAUUUAAUGGAAUAUUUAGGUAGCUGUUCUUACAAUUGCAGGUCCAUAAAGAACUGGAAAGUCCUUUUUAGCUAAUAGAGUAUUAAAGAGAUAAAAGGGAUUUGCUGUUGGACCUACAACUAUGCCAUGUACUAAAGGUAUUUGGUUAUGGAGCUAACCAAUUCCAUUAAAUGAAAAUACUUCAAUCUUAUUAAUGGAUACAGAAGGAUUAAACUCAGUUUAAAGAGACUUGGGAGUUGACACUAAAAUAUUCUCAAUAUCUUUAUUGCUAUCUUCAAUGUUUGUAUUUAAUCAAUUGGGUCAUAUUGAUGAAUAAUCAAUAGAAAAUCUCUCUCUUGUUAUUAAAUUAAGUGAGAACAUUAGUGUAGGAUCUGAGGAUAAAAGUUUGAGUUAGUUUUUUCCAACAUUCCUUUGGGUAUUGAGAGAUUUCUCUCUAGAUUUAAGAGGACGUACUCCAAGUGAAUAUUUGGAAUUUGCACUUUAAGAUCAAUCUAAUCCAGGUCCUGAUGGAGAAAGAAAAAAUCUUAUUAGAAGAAAGAUUAGAGAGUAUUUUAAAUUUAGAGAUUGUAUUUGUAUGGUGAGACCCAUUUAAGAUGAAAAAAGACUUGCAAGAGUUGAAGAAGAAGAUUGGAAUGCUUUAAGACCAGAAUUCAUAUCAGCUGUAUAUGAUUUUGAGAGAAGAGUUUUUAAGAAUAUUCCACCAAAAUAAAUUAAUGGUACUACUUUAACUGCAGAAAUGUUUUUGAAACUUUCUCUUGAAUAUAUUGAUGCUAUUAAUUCUGGAGGAAUACCUUAAAUUUUAACUAGUUUAGAUAGAGUUAUACAAUAAGAAGCAAGAAAUCUACUUGAAGAACUUAAAAGUCUAUACUUUAAAAAGUAUUAAGAGGCAUUGUCUAAAAUGAAGGCUCCAUUUGAAGAUGAGGAAUUAAUUUAAUUAAAAAAACAAAUUGAAACUGAAAUAUUUUAAAGGUUAGAUUAAAAAUCUAAGGAAAUAAUUGAUAAUUCUAAAAUUGCUAGUAUGAAAACAGAAUUACAUGAAAUGAUGUCUUAGGAUUUAUAAACUAGAUUAGAAAUAAAUAAAGAAUAAUCUACUACAGUAGCUAAUUAAAUUUUAUAGAAAUUUUUUAAUACUUUUCAAGUUCCAGUUUUAGAUAAUGUUGAUAGCAUUAAACCUUCACUAUUAGUAGAGUAAUUUCAAACUUAUAGUCGUUUUUUUAAAUAUUAUAUGGAAAAUGUUAAAGGCAAUUCUAAAUAUAAACAUUUUUCUGAAAAAGUACCUUCAUUUCUAUUUAGUUAUUUUGAAAAACUUAUAUUAAAUGUUUAAAAAGUCUAUAUAGAAGAAAAUAAUUAAACUAAAAAAUAUCUAGUUUAAGCUAGAGAAGGUGAAGAAAGAUUGAGGAAAACUAUUGCAAAUUAAGAAAGCUUAUUAUAUGAAAUAUAAAAGGAAAGAGAUUAAUUAAAAUAUGAAAUUGAAAAUUGGACUAGAGAGACAAAUAAAUAAGAAAAAAUUAAAAGUCUUGAAUUAGAAGCAUGUUAAGCUAAAGUAAUGUCAUUAAAUUAAGAAUUGUAAAAUAAAAAAGAAAAAAAUCAAAAAUUGAAAUAAGAUGUUUAAAAUUUAUAAGAGUAACUUUAAAGAGUAAGAAAUGAACUUAAUGGAAAAAGAGUUGAAUGUUAACAAUUAUUAAAACGAAUGAAUGAUGAUAAUUAAUCAUACAGAGAACCAGGAGAAGAUGUAUAUAAAUAUCUUUAUUAUUAUUAGAUAUCAAAUGAUUUAGUUUUAUAAUAUAAGGAUAUGAAAUAAUAAGCUCAUUAAAUGAAUGAUUUCUUUAAAAGAAGAGCUAUGGAUCAUUCACAACAAAGUAUUUUCCUCUAAGAAAUUUCUAAAUUAUAAUAAGACAAGUUUAAUGAAAUAAUAAAACUUAGAGAAGAUUAUAAAUAAAAAAAAUAAAAAAUGAAAGAAGAUUUAGAGCAAGAAAAGUAUUUAUAUUUUGUAUUUAGAAAAUCUUUGAAGAAUAAUUUAGAACAUUUUAUUAAACAAAAUGAAGAACUAAAAGCUAAAAAUAUUACCUAUUAUGAAAAAUUUGAAUAAGCCCAAAAAAAUUAGUAACAUCUUAAGGUAUUUAUUAAAUCUUAUUAUGGAUAGUAAAUUUAAUAAGAAAACCAAAGAUUAUCUUAAAGAUUGGAAGAAAAAUCAGAAAAUUUAGAUAUGCAUAUCUAAGUCAUUGAAAACUUUACUAAAGACAUUGAAAAAUUGACUAGUAUAAGGGAAGAUCUUGAAUAAAAACUUGCAUUCAUGAAUUCUGAAAAAAGUUAAUUGAUUUCAUUUAAAGAGAGCUUUCCAUAUAUACUAAAAGGUAAUAUUCUAAGUAUUUAUAUUAUUAGAGGCUUUAAAAUGGGUAUUAAAAUAAAAUUCAAAAAUAAAACAUGCCAUGAAAUCAGUUGGUGAAGAAGAGUAAAAGAUAAUUCGCGAUUGUUUUCAUGAAGUUGGAAUAAAUGUGUGA
Paramecium primaurelia is the source of this 5395-nucleotide messenger RNA. The record is from the annotation of a GenBank genome assembly. NCBI's taxonomy places the organism in Eukaryota, Ciliophora, Oligohymenophorea, Peniculida, Parameciidae.